This is a messenger RNA of Penicillium soppii, 987 nucleotides long. RefSeq lists its product as uncharacterized. Gene Ontology annotation, biological process: phosphatidylinositol metabolic process. Gene Ontology annotation, molecular function: phosphatidylinositol kinase activity. The transcript has 2 exons. The record is from RefSeq and is a predicted model, not a curated record. Bases 1 to 987 code for a protein of 328 amino acids. Lineage: Eukaryota; Fungi; Ascomycota; Eurotiomycetes; Eurotiales; Aspergillaceae.
AUGGCCAAGGGUAGUCGGGAAUCGGCUUUGACAAAGUCUAUACAGUCUGCGUUGACCCGUGACCCGGAUCGCUUCAAGAAGACUACCUUGGGGAAGGUGCUUGCUUUUUUCUCGGUGCGUAAAAUCAAAUUGAUACGAUACGAGAAAGAAACUUUUGGGCGACUGCGGUAUGAAGUCUGGGAAUUCGAUCAAGGUGAAUACCAAGCAAGCUUUCAUACAACGAGAGGACAGCCUCCGUUGAAGGCGAUGGGAGAUUUAGGUUAUUCGGGCUCGAGCUUACCACGCCAUUUCGAAUAUUCUUUCUUCGAAAAUGAUCUUCUGGAGCCUUAUGUCGAAUAUAUGUCUCAGCACCCAAAUUCAUUGUUGAUAUGGAUUACCGACUACAUAUUGGCGCCUUACGUCACGCUAGGCACACUAUUUGGUUGCACUCCAGCCCGUCACAUGGUCAUGGAAAACACCAUGUGCGGCCGAGAAGAUGAUCCAGCCGCCGACAAGUGGGAAAUUUACGACUUGAAACCAAUUGAUUACUUUUAUCCCGAACGCGAUUUGAUACCAGAGUCUUUAGUGAGCCAGGAAACACUCGAUAAGUUAGCAGAUAGCUUUAACGAUAAGCUUCAUCUAUGCCGUGCAGACUACGAAGCCUUCUGGGAAAUGAUCCAGGACGAUACUAAGUUUCUACAAGAUGCCAAUGUCGUUGAUUACUCUCUGCUUCUUAUACGAAUACCUUCAGCCUCAGAUGUUUCAGUUAAGGGGCGGAAGAGUCCUUGGCGACUAGGGCUGCCGUCCGCUGACGGAAAGUGGAAGUAUCGUGCAUCUGUACUGGACUUUUUCUGGGCUCGUCAUAAAUUCCAGCCUCUGGCACUUUCGGGUGUGGUACAAACAUUUAAUGUUGUUGGAAGACAGGGUCCUAUGACUAUCACAACGACUCCGAGCGAAUAUCGGGAGAAAUUCUUGGCCAUGGUUGAGGAGAUAAUCGAAGUGCAUUGA